CAAAUUUUUACAGGCAUGGCAGGUGCGAGCUCGCAAGUUUUUUUCGAGGGUACAGAGAAACUGCUAGAAGUGUGGUUUAGCAGUGACAGCGAAAGCCCAGAUCUUCGGGAUGUUAAACAAGAAGAGUGGGAGAAAUUGCUGCGGAUUGUUCGAUGUGAGAUCAUUAGCAAAACCAGCAAUGCUGACAUGGAUGCAUAUGUCCUCAGUGAGAGCAGCAUGUUUGUGACAAAGUCUCGCUUUAUUCUGAAGACGUGUGGUCGGACCACCUUACUGUUGGCGGUAGAACCUCUGAUACAGCUGGUCAAGGAACAGUGUGGAUUCAGCAAAGUCCUGGAUGUGUUCUACUCAAGGAAGAAGUUUGCCAAACCAGAACAACAGCACAGUAUUCAUCAGAGCUUUGAUGAGGAAGUCAGUCACCUAGAUAAGCUGUUCAAAAGUCAUUUUCAUCUGGCAGGGAUCUAUAGUGUUCCGGAUUGGUAUGAUGGGGCAGCGUACACAUUGGGUAGAAUUAACAAGGACUGUUGGCACCUGUACACCAUGGAUGCUGUAGGAGUUAUGGAACCUGACCAAACAGUGGAACUUCUAAUGUGGGAAAUGUGUCCAGACACGAUGCAGAUAUUUACCAAAAAAGUGUGUAAAGAUGGACCAGAGGCAACCAAGAAAUCAGGAAUUUGUGACAUAAUUCCGGGCGUCCAGAUUGACGACUUCCUGUUUGAUCCAUGUGGGUACUCCAUGAAUGGUCUUCUGCCAGGGGGUUAUUACAUCACUAUCCAUGUCACACCAGAGCCUCACUGUUCCUAUGUCAGCUUUGAGAGUAAUGUUCCACAGGAAAACUACAUGGAACUAAUGGAGAAAGUGUUGAAUACGUUCAAGCCUAGCAAGUUCUUGAUGACUGUUUUUGCAAAUAAGGAGUCUAUUGCUAAAGACAAUCACAAGCAGCUGGAGAACAAGGAACUGGUUCCCGGUUACACACGGGCCGACCACCAGUUCUGUACCUUCAAGAACUACAAUCUGACCUACUCGCACUUCACUCGCCCCAUCAUCUAGGGAAUGGGGGCCGGGGGUGAGGGGCAUGGAUGCUGGUGUACCCUGACCUUACAACCCCCGCUUUCCUGGUUCAAGGCCGUUUGUUUUUCUAAUAUUGUAUUUUUUUUGGCCUUGAACUCUAUCAUAUACAUUGUGUUUCUUUGGAUUUCACAUCGUACUGCUUUGAAAUUUAGACUUAGAUUUUCAUUCUUUUCUCAUAAACCUAGAUAAAUGGCCUUUCAUUCUUGAAACUAAAAGGUUUUUUUCCUUGAGUAGAAUAGAGUUAUGUUUUAAUUUAUUGGGGAUUGUCUAUCAAAAUGUAGACUAAUGGGUGAAUAUAUCUAACACUGCAUGUACAUGAAAAUACAAAGGAAUUUGAAAUUUGGUGGAAAAAGUCUAUACAAAAUGUUGUCAUUCAAUUUUGUUUGUGAUAAAGUUUUAUUUGUGCCAUGUUAUUGUAUCCUGAAUUUUUAAAAGAAGUUUUAUAGUAUUUUAUCUUAGAUUACUUAUAGGAAAUUACAUGUUUGAUACCAGAAAAGACUAUUACUCUAUUUAUGUAUAUUGAUGAAAUUAAGAAUGAUUGAUAUUAAAAUGUUAAAUUAAAACUCAUUAAUGUUUUAUUGUCAUAUCUAAAUAGCAUGCAGAAACAAAAUAAAUUGCUUUUUAGCAGCUUCAUUUGCUUAUAGUGUUGAUUAAUGUUUUAAUACAUGGUUAGAAUCGACUUGACAUGUUGUAAUGGAGCCUAGAGCUUUAAAGCUGACACGUACUUUAGUAAUCAUUUAUGGUUUUUUACUUGCAUGCUAAAUGCAAAAUAAACGAAAAUAGAAUAAAUCCAAUCAUUAAAACAAUAGAUAUAAGAUCGUUUUAUAAAUUAAAAUUUGUGGGCGUGGCCUAAUUUGUAGAGCCUAUACAAAGUUGUGAUUUUUGAGAAUUUUGCAACGGCAUGCUUUUUUCAUAUAAUUGCCUGGUAUUUUUUAAAAUGAAUGUUUAAACUGCUAAAUUGUUUUUUUAAUUGUUUGUGUAUUUAUUAAUUUUGUUGCAUCAUUUUUCAAUGUUUUGAUACAUUGUAUUACUUAAAUAAUUUGAUUCUGAUUAUCAACUGUUCAUUUCAUUAAAAAGAAAUCGAAAACAAGAGUAGGCGGACAUACCAAAGAGAUAGAUUUGUAACAUUUUGAAAAAUCUUUUGAUCAAUUUUUUUCUUUACUCUCUCAUUUCAUUAUUUCCAUAUGACUAAAAUAUUAACCUUCUUUGCUUAUCUUUUACUUAUAAAUUAGCUAGAAAAGCG
Molecule: messenger RNA, 2311 nt
Organism: Magallana angulata
Lineage: Eukaryota; Metazoa; Mollusca; Bivalvia; Ostreida; Ostreidae
Product: S-adenosylmethionine decarboxylase proenzyme-like
Biological process (GO): spermidine biosynthetic process; spermine biosynthetic process
Cellular component (GO): cytosol
Molecular function (GO): adenosylmethionine decarboxylase activity
Source: RefSeq, a predicted model, not a curated record